GACGUGAUCAGAUCAGGAAGUAAACAGUGUUGUUUGUUUGGCGCUAAACUUUCUUCCUUGUUGUUUCUCUGCGACUUUCCUCUGCUUUUGGAAAUAUGGCUAGCUUCCCACAGAAAAUAAAAAAGAGCGUACCGGAAGAAACCAAGAGCAGUCUGACUGAGAAAGAUUUGCAGAAGUGGGGUUUGCAAGGGAUUCAGUUGAGAGCCUAUCAGCUGGACGGAGUGCAGUGGCUCACCCAGUGCCUGGCCAACCAGCAGGGAUGUAUCCUAGGAGACGAGAUGGGCCUGGGCAAGACCUGCCAGACCAUCUCUCUGCUACUGUACAUGAGAGGGGCUCUGCGGCAGGACGGGCCGUUCCUGGUCGUCAGCCCGCUGUCUGUCAUGGACAACUGGAGGAGCGAGAUGGAAUGCUUAUCCCCCUGUCUCAAGGUGCUGUGUUACUCUGGAGACAAAGACAAGAGAGCAGAACUGCAGAGGGACAUGGACAACACACCCUACCAUGUUCUGCUAACUACAUAUGAGCUCUGUGUCAAAGAUGCCUCAUUCCUGAAAAGGAGGAAGUGGAAGGUCUUGGUAGUUGAUGAGGCUCACAGACUGAAGAACCACAACUCCCUGUUGCACAAAACCCUGAUGGAGUUCUCUCUGGAUUUCAGAGUGCUGCUGACAGGAACUCCUAUCCAGAACAACCUGACGGAGCUCUACAGCCUCCUAUCAUUCAUCCAGCCCAGUCUCUUCCCCACAGACCAGACUGAGGACUUCACUAGCACUUACAGCCAGGUCGAGACACAACCAACUCUGGCCAGUGCUCUCCAGAGUGUACUGCAGCCCUUCCUGCUGAGGAGGGUAAAGGCGGAGGUAGCAGCUGACCUCCCCAUGAAGACGGAGAUCCUGAUGUACCACGGCCUGUCUGCCUUGCAGAAGAGAUAUUAUAAGGCUAUACUCAUGAAGGACCUGUAUGCCUUUGGGAAUGAGCAGGGCAACAAGACCAGACUGCUUAAUAUACUGAUGCAGCUCAGGAAGUGUGUGGACCACCCCUACCUGUUUGAUGGUGUGGAACCAGAGCCGUUUGAGAUGGGAGAGCAUCUGAUCCAGGCUAGUGGGAAACUCUGUCUGUUGGACAGUAUGCUGGCAUACCUGCACCAAGGGGGUCAUCGUAUCCUGCUGUUCUCCCAGAUGACAAGGAUGCUGGACAUUCUCCAGGAUUACAUGGAAUACAGAGGUUACAGCUAUGAGCGUCUGGAUGGAUCAGUCAGGGGGGAGGAGCGUAACCUGGCCAUCAAGAACUUCAGCAGCAAACACGUCUUUGUCUUUCUGCUCAGCACUAAAGCAGGAGGUGUUGGGAUGAACCUAACAGCAGCUGAUACUGUGAUCUUCGUUGACUCUGACUUCAACCCCCAGAAUGACCUGCAGGCCGCCGCUCGCUGCCACCGGAUUGGUCAGACCAGGGCUGUGAAGGUGAUCCGGCUCCUGGGGAGGGAUACGGUAGAGGAGAUUGUGUACUCCCGGGCGGGUUCUAAGCUCCGCCUUACCAACACAGUGAUAGAAGAGGGGCGUUUUUCUCUGCUAAACCACACCCACUCUGCUGCUGCCGGUCUGCAGCUCAGUGAGAUCCUGAAGUUUGGAGUGGACAAGCUGCUGUCAUCAGAAGAGAGCUCCAUCCAGGCUGUGAACCUGGGUCUGAUCCUGGGACAGUCUAGAGAUGGGGAGUGGCUGACUGAUGAAGCCCCCACCCAGACCCAGGGCCUGCCCACAGAGGAGGAGGAGGGGGAAUCUGAGGGCCAGAACCACAUGUACUACUUUGAAGGGAAGGACUACUCCCGGGAGGUGAGCUCUGAGGACCAGAGGACCUUCAGUCGUCUCCUGGAGGAGGAGGCUGGAGGAGGAGAGAGACGGGCGACUCGACACAACGAUGAAGUGUGUCUGUCCAGGCCCCUGGGGGCCCCCCUGAGGAAGAGGAUGGCUAAGACUGACCUGAAAGAGAGGAGGGAGGAGGCUGCGGCUAAGAGGGCCAGACUACAGGAGGACAAGAAGAGGAGACUACAGGAGAACAAACACAGGAAGAAGAUGGCAUGGUGGGAGUCCAGUGGGUACAGGAGCCUGUGUCUACCCUCUGUGGAGAGCGAGGAAGAAGAGGCUGAUGACCUCAGUGUGACCUCUACUGAUUCAGAACACUCUGCUAUUAGUUACGUGUUGGGUGAUGUCACACACCCCCACGCCAGCCAGGAAGACGCCAUCAUAGUGCACUGUGUUGAUGACUCGGGCCGGUGGGGUAGAGGUGGUCUCUUCACAGCACUGGAGAACCGUUCAGAUGAACCUCGGAAACAAUAUGAACUGGCUGGAAAGAUGAAAGACUUGGAGCUGGGAUCUGUGUUGCUGUUCCCUGUUGAUGAUAAACAGUCCAGACUGGAUGGUCAAGACCAGGUGGCUCUGGUAGUGGCCCAGCAGAGAGCCAGAGACAACAGCCUGUCAGGGAUCCAGCUCUCUGCUCUGGAAGAAGGACUCCAGAAGAUCUAUAGGGUCGCCAAGACUAACAAGGCUAGCGUUCACCUCCCCCGUAUCGGCCACUCCACCAGAGGGUUUAACUGGUAUGGAACAGAGAGGCUCCUCAGGAAACACCUGUCCUCGAGAGGGGUACACACCUCCAUAUACUACUACAGCAAGUCAGCCUCUACCUCUGCUUUAGGUACGUCCACAACGCCCUCCACAGCAUCAGCCUCUACCUCCAAGGCCUCAGCAGCAUCCCCCUCCCCAUCCUCCAGCUCAGACAGAGGGAGUGAGGAAGGAGAGACAGCCAAUCAGAGCAGCAGGACCCUCAGCCCCCCUGGCCCUGCUCUUCCUGACUUCAUGAGAGGAGUUCAUGUGUUCUUCUACAACCUGACAGCCUCCGACAGGAAGAGACUGGCCCAAUACCUCAUGACAUAUGAAGGAGAUGAGGAGGAGUUCAUGAGUCCAGAGGUCACACACAUUGUAGCAGAGCUGGAGAGUCCUGUCCAAUCACAGGCGAUCCAGGAGCUUAUUGGUCAGCACCCUCAGGCACUUCCUGUUCAGAAGACCUGGCUGGAGGCCUGCUUCUCCAGACAGAGACAAGUCAACCCCACCAAGUUCCUGCACUGCUUUAAAUGAUGAUGAUGAUGAUGAUGUAGCUCUUCAGUACUAAAACACGCAGCAUAUGUGAGCCUUGUACUGCCCAGAGGAACAGUCUGUUAGGUGCUGACCUCUGCACUGCAGGAGCCACGGAUCAGUCCUUGUUGCAGCACUCCCUUUCUCCCACAGCAAUACUUAUUUAAUACUUAACAUACUCUUCAAUAUGCUGUUGUAUUUAUCUGGGACUUUUGAUCAACUGAUUACAAUAAAGUAGAGAACAUUCA
Molecule: messenger RNA, 3367 nt
Organism: Coregonus clupeaformis (lake whitefish)
Lineage: Eukaryota; Metazoa; Chordata; Actinopteri; Salmoniformes; Salmonidae
Gene: chd1l
Product: chromodomain helicase DNA binding protein 1-like
Exons: 25
Coding region: 96-3122 (1008 amino acids)
Biological process (GO): chromatin remodeling; DNA repair
Cellular component (GO): nucleus
Molecular function (GO): ATP-dependent chromatin remodeler activity; ATP binding; DNA helicase activity
Source: RefSeq, a predicted model, not a curated record